Molecule: messenger RNA, 716 nt
Organism: Acanthoscelides obtectus
Lineage: Eukaryota; Metazoa; Arthropoda; Insecta; Coleoptera; Chrysomelidae
Source: the annotation of a GenBank genome assembly
UUAUAUAAAUGGUGAUAAAAAAGGUUGAAAAUGCAAUGUCUAAUGAACCAUGCUAAGGUCAAAAAACGAUUAAGUUGUAAAUAUCUGCUGAAUAUUGUAUUUUCCACUAUUUUAACAUCACUCCUAUAAUCUACAAUCCAAAAAUAAAGGGGAUACACAAUACCUCUAUUCUUGUUGCAAAAAUUUCUCAAAAAGAGAGCUCAAAAUUUCUCGAAGAAUGAGGAAAUGGUGAUAAUAUCAUUGAUGAGUAAAAAUAAAGAUGUAAUAGAGCAUUCGAUCUGAUUGAUAAACAACUACAAGAAAUAAUGGGACCACAAUUAGAAGGUUUGACAAACAAUUAUGAUGAUGACUGUAGUGACCAAGAAGCGGUUACUGAACAUGUUCCUGAUGCAAAUAACUGUGAUGACAGUGAAGUGGUCUUCAAUAAUGGGAAAUGGAGCUCCUAUACUCCCCAACAACUGAAGAGGCCCAAAACUACAAAGCUAUCAUGUACGAAAACGGUACAAAAUAAAAAAUAUAUUUCUGUUAACUAUCUACUAAUGGAGGAAAAGCUGAAUUUUUUGAAACUACAAAAAGAAAAAUUCAUCGAAGAACACAAUAAAAAAAUGGAAAUAUAUUAAAAAAAAGGUUCAGCUGUUAGAUUUACAGAUCAAUGCAUUGGAUAAGUAGAAAACAAAGGAUUUAUUUUGUUAAUUUCUGGAAUAUUUUCACUUUCA